Anguilla rostrata (American eel) is the source of this 4948-nucleotide messenger RNA. RefSeq names its product microtubule-associated protein 7b (gene map7b). The record is from RefSeq and is a predicted model, not a curated record. The transcript is spliced from 21 exons. NCBI's taxonomy places the organism in Eukaryota, Metazoa, Chordata, Actinopteri, Anguilliformes, Anguillidae. Gene Ontology annotation, cellular component: microtubule cytoskeleton. Bases 415 to 2925 code for a protein of 836 amino acids. Gene Ontology annotation, biological process: microtubule cytoskeleton organization.
CCGCCGCCGCCCCUCCGUACGCUCGUCAGCUGGACACGGACCGUGAGUCAGCCGCUACACCGCGCUUCUCUCUCUCUCACCCCCCCCCCCUCAAUGUUUGGGAAGGAGUGAAUGAGCAGGCAGCCCGUGCUGAUGCUAGAGACCGUUAGCCAGCCUCAGCUGGGUGGACCGGGAGAGCGUUAGCCAGCUUCAGAGACACGGAGUGAUAGCCUGCUUCAGCUUCAGUGAUCCGGAGACCGUUAGCCAGCUUCCGACUGGAGUCCAGCCGCUGACUGAACAUAGAAGGGAAAGAAAAAAAAAACAUUUAUAAAAUAAACCAACAAGGAGGAGGAAUACAAAGAGAAAACUAACAGAAGAGGAGGUUCCCCGGUUCCCCCGCCCUGCGCGCCCAGUGGGGGGUGGGCUUUCGGGAGGAUGCCGGGUUUGGCCGGCGGGGUGCGGCAGGACCGGCUGAAGAAGGGGUGCAGCCGAGCGGCCGCCCCGGGACUCUUCACCAUCACCGAGGAAGACGAGCAGCAGAAGAGCAGCAGCGCGCCGAGCAGGAGGCGGAGAGGCGGUGGCAGCAGCAGCUCACAGCCCAAAUCGGAGGAGGACAGGAAACCACCCUGCCGCCCUCCUUCCUCCGGGACGGGUCAGAACAGCAACAGCAGCAACGCUGGCAGCAAACCAGAGCCGCUGGUGUUAAAGAUUGAUGAACGGCAGAGGCUCGCUCGCGAGCGCAGGGAGGAGCGGGAAAAACAGAUCGCGGCGCGGGAGGCGGCCUGGCAGGAGCGGGAGGAGCGGGCCAAGCAGUACUAUGAGAGACAGCUGGAGGAGCGGCGGAGGAGGCUGGAGGAGCAGCGGAUCAGGGAGGAGAGGAGGCGCACCGCCGUGGAGGAGAAGAGGAGACAGAGGCUGGAGGAGGAGAAGGUGCGGCACGAGGCCGUGAUGCGGCGGACCCUGGAGAGGAGCCAGCGAGCCAAGCCGAAGCCCAACCGCUGGUCCUGGGGCGGGCCGCUGCACGGAAGCACCGCCCACACCAGUGGUUUUGUUGAGUCCUCUUUCCUCUUUCCUCUCGAUCUCGCCGGCCUGGAACAGCACUUCCAGGGCGCGUUCAGUUCCGUUCGCAGAUACGAUGCAGAGAGGAGGUCAGUUUCCACCGUGAACCUUUCCAAACACGCAGAUCCAGUCAUUACUAAGCGGCUGUCAUCCUCCUCAGCAACCCUCUUAAGCUCUCCAGACCGAGCCUUACAGAAAUGGAGCCCCUCCUUAAAAAAAGCUCAGUCUAAACCCCGCGUCUUCAAAGAGAAGACCCCUCGGCACACGUCCUCAGCCUCGCGGCGGUUACCGUUGACCCCCUGGGAGAGCAGCAUGGUGAAUCGUCUGCUGACCCCGACGCACUCCUACCUGGCCCGGAGCAAGAGCGCUGCGUCGCUGUCCGGGGAAGCAGUCAUCCCCGUUUGUCCUCGCUCAGCUUCCUGUCACCCCAUGUCCUCCACGUCCUUCAAGUCCCUGCAGUGCCGGAGCGCGGAUCGACCGCGCACAGCCCUCUCCAGCCUGGACAGCGUGCACCGCCGCAGGACCGCCAGCCCCGCCACGGGGAACAAACGAGACAAAGACUACGUGCGGAAGUCUUGGAGCAACCUCUCCGUUGCUCCCCCUCCUGAGGGAAGGAGGUCAUGGUGUCCAGGCAACCAAAGGAACAGAGCCACACUGCCCUCACCUGUGCGAGCCACACACAAGGGAGCCCCGCGGCCCGCCACCCCAAAGCAGGUGAGGUCCCCGCCCACAGGGGAGGAGACUCCCUCGCCGGGUCGGCCCCUUUCCCCCGGGAACGUUCGGCCUGUGAGGGCGGAGCCACAGAGUCCGCAGAAGGAGGAGGAGCCAGAGAAGAAGGAGGAGGAGGAGGAGGAGCUACAGAAGGAGGCGGAGAUUCGAACCCAAGGCAAAAUGAACCCCAACGCAGAGUCUGCAUCACCAUCCAAAGAGCCGCCCAGCGCAGACUCCGCCCCUCCCUCCACCCCGCCCUCGGCCCCACCCUCCACCCCACCCUCGGCCCCGCCCUCUCUGGCCACGCCCCCCAGCGGAGGGAGGCCCUCGGCGGGCACCACGGACCCCGAGGAGGCCACCCGCCUGCUGGCGGAGAAGAGGAGGCAAGCGCGCGAGCAGAGGGAGAGGGAGGAGGAGGAGAAGAGGCAGAGGGAGGAGGCGGAGAGGAGAGGAAGAGAGGAGAUGGCGCGCAGGAAGGCGGAGGAGAGAGCCCGGCGGGAGGAGGAGGCUCAGCGUCUGGCGGAGGAGAGGAGGAAGAGGGAGGAGGAAGAGAAGCGCGCCGAGGAGGAGAGGCUGCAGAGGGAGCGAGAGGAGGCCGAGCGCCUCCAGAAACAGAAAGAGGAAGAGGAGGCUCGCCAGAAGGAAGAGGCGGAGCGGCUGAGGAUGGAGAGAGAGAAGCACUUCCAGAAGCAGGAGGAGGAGCGCUUGGAGAGGAAGAAGCGACUGGAAGAGAUCAUGAAGAGGACUCGGAAGUCGGAUCCCGCAGAGAAGAAAUCUGUUCCUCACAGGAACGGAGAGUUCUCUGAGCCGAAAACAGAGCUAACGGCGUCGACUCCACAACUCACGCCACCGUCCGUGACCGUGACCAGCGCGGAGGAGGACCCAGACUUGGAGCACGGCGAUCGAAACGGACACCGAGUCCACGGACACUUCGCUCCCGCGCUACCUACGAUAGCUGAGAGUUCCUCAGCAACCGAAGCCCAACCAAAAGAGAACGGGGUCCCGGCGCAGAGCGACGUGUUCGAGGAGGUGAUCGAGCUGCCGGUGGGGACCAGGCUGUCCCGGCUGGAGGACGAUGACCUCAUCCCCGUGGUGGCGUUCCGGGAGAACGGCUCCCUCCGGCCGCUGGCCAGCCUCGAGGAGGUGCAGGCGCGCCAGCGGGCGGAGCCACCCUAGGUGCCUUGUAGGUAAGCUGUGAGUUGACAUUCCUGUGCAGAUGUUAUCUGAGAGCCUGUACUGGAGGAGAUGGAUAGCUGUACUAAGAUUUGCCCGCCUACCCUUCCCUGGUGAAUGAGGCAGCCAUUUUCCUAAACUGGCACUUUUGAGAGGACACUUGAAAACACCGUUUUUUUUUUUGUUGACGGAGGACUUUAAAACUAAAAAACGAAACAAAAAACUAAUUUUUUCCCCCUAUUUCAGUAGUCAAGGUGACCACUCUCUCCAGCUGAUUGCGCUUCCGUGUGCUUUUCGUGUUUAGACGGCUUUCCCUCCUCACUCUCGAGAAAACUGGCCACACAAGAUGGACGCCGUGUUUUGUGAUCACGCUUGGCGGCUGGGAAUACCUUGUCUUUCCCUUCAGUUUUUUUUUUUUUUUGGGUGUUACUAAUAACUGUACUUUGAAAAUCAGCUGUCAUGUCCUCUUAUCUAAUACUUGAAUUCCUCUUCACUGUAGACAUAGUGAACGAUGAAGUAGCCUAUGCUAACAAACCUAGCGGUGAAGGUCGAGCGAAGGACGCUGGGGCAAAAACGCAGUUUUUCUCUCAGUAAACCAAGAAUCGUGCACAUACUGCUGAUUUCACAUAGUUUUUUAAAAUCUCUGUAAAAUAUAAAUAGUUCAUAAAUUCUUUUGUUAAGCUUUCAGCUUUAAGCCCCCCAUCACCCCUUAUUGCAUUUGGGACGUCCCAUGUGUCAUAAGAAGCAGCUUGGCAAAUGAAAGAUUGAAAGCUCCGAACUUAAGAUUUCAGUUGUUUUAGAAUAAUUUCAAAUGUGUGAGUAUAAGGAAAAGUGUAUUGAAUCACUCUGUUGAGCUUCUGUUGAAUUUCUGUUGAAUUCUGUUUUCUAUCCAACUUCCAGUUUUCCACCCCCAACUUCCUGCAUUUCAAACUUUCAUUUGAAAAGCAGCUCCUUACCAAGUAUCUUGGCUAUAAUAAGGGGUGGUGGUCUUUGUUGCUUUGGCGAGGUAGCCACAAAAUGUGUCGAAUAUGGAUUUGCGUACCCAAAUUUUUGUAUGAUUGUGGAAGUAACAUGAUCCAACAGAUUUAUAAUCUGUCCAAAAAAAAAAAAAAAAAAAAGAUGAUUAAAUUUUGUUUCGCGCUGCUAUUUAGUAACCUUUCCUUUGCCUUACCGGAUCAUGAGAAUAUGAGAUUUGAAUGAUUUGUGAAAGUCGACACUUUUGCUCGUUUAAGAGCACGCAACUUACAAUGGACAUGGACUUUGAGCAAAAAACAAAAAAAAACAUUAUAUUGCAUUCCGAAAAAUGUGACUUCCACAUAGCUAUUUUCUUCAGGCUGAUCAUUUGUUUUUGGCAACACUUGAACUCUUUUCCAACACUAGGCAUCGCUGCUACUGAAGCAUGGUUUUCAAACUUUGCUCUUCUGGACCAGUUCCACGCCAGAGUCGUUUCAGGCACAGUGAAACUUCUUUGUGCGGGAACAAAUGACACUGGCAGGCCACAUUGCCGGUACCUCGAAUUUGAGAUAUUGAAACAUUUGUGCAGGGAUUAUUUACUUCUAAAGUGAAGUAUGCAGAGGUAAGAUGCAUAGAAAUAAAUAUAUGAAGACUUCUCUCCCUCUCUCAUAUAUAUAUGUGUGUGUGCGUGUUUGUGUGUGUGAGAGAGAGAGAGAGCAACAGAGAGAAAUCCAGAUGUGUAUAUUUUAUUAAAACUGAUUUAAAUAAAGCUUUAGAAACGAAGGGGAAACACUGGAAUCCAUUCACUGUAAAGUCGGAGGAUCACAGAAGUGGUUUGUUUUGGUACUAAACUGUGCUGGGAUUCUCCUGAGCCGGUUCCGUCUUGUGUUUCCUUCGUGAUCCACUCCUGUCCAUGUUCAUAGGAAUUCUAUUUAAUGAGACCUUUCUGUCAAUAUAUAAAUAAAUAAAUUUAAAAAAAUGAAAUAAAAAAUAAAAAAACGUUGUAGUUUUCGACCAUUCGAUCUGUAUAGCAUGUAAAAAAACGCAAUAAAUUUUGUUUGGAAAAACCCUA